Molecule: messenger RNA, 443 nt
Organism: Suillus subaureus
Lineage: Eukaryota; Fungi; Basidiomycota; Agaricomycetes; Boletales; Suillaceae
Exons: 3
Coding region: 165-434 (89 amino acids)
Source: RefSeq, a predicted model, not a curated record
GGUGAGUCUUAAGUGUGCACAUAAAUAGAGUAUACCCCCGGGUACCACCUGGGCGUGGUGACCUCAUGUUUCCCACAUGUUCAUGCCCACCCUUUACUACUAGUAGCACGGGGCCCAAAUUAUAACCCUCAGCCCACUGGCAGCCAAUUACCCUCAUUGGGGGGAUGAGAGGCCUGGGACUGCGAUACCCCAUCAGUCUCGUUAUCAUCGUCUUCUUCUCGCUCCUUGCUACUUCCAUUGUGUUCGAGCACCACGAUGUGUUGGUUAGAGUGACGAACAAACACAUUCGGCUCCCAUCUCGGCCCUCUAUCCUGACCGUAUUCAUCGUUCUCGGCCCCAGGAGGAGGACAAGCGCAAGCGCCAUGGGAGAGAAUACUGAGCAACCCAUACGCUCUUCCUCCGAUUCUGUUUUGUGUGGCAAUUUCGUGGGGUGAGAUGGUUUG